This is a messenger RNA of Oldenlandia corymbosa var. corymbosa, 729 nucleotides long. The record is from the annotation of a GenBank genome assembly. Lineage: Eukaryota; Viridiplantae; Streptophyta; Magnoliopsida; Gentianales; Rubiaceae.
AUGUAUGGUGGUGGUACACGUGGUUUAUUCCGGAAAGUUAUUCUGUCUUGCAACCCAACAACAUCUCCUGAUGAUUUCUUCCUCGGAGCAAUUUGUUGGUUCCGAGGUCCGGGAACCCAUGAUGCAGCCUUCAUGAGAGUAGGCCAAAAAACUCGGAGUUUUGCUCGAAAUGGAGCAUAUUAUGGAGCGAUUCGUGACAUUAUUUUUCAUAAUGAGUUGCUUUAUGUCCUGAAGGAAAGUUGUAGGAUUGUCGCAAUCGGCUUUAAGAGCAACCAUCCCAUUCAUGAAAUUGUAUUUGGUAGCCACAAUUCCCUUCCAUUCCUCGUUUCGAGGAAUGCAGACCAGCCUAGGACCUACAAUCUGCAAAGUUUUGGAAUAGUCGAGGUCCACAAGCUGGCGAAGAAGGCAAUCAAGAGCUCAAAGGACAAAGGAGAUUCUGAAUGGAUACAGAUAUCGGAGUUGGGAAGCAAUGAUUCCCUAUUUUGGGCUGAUCAUGAUGAUUAUUGCACUUCCGCAAUCUGUGUUCCUAACUUCAACCCGAAUUCCAUAUAUUUUACGGAUACUCUCGAAACAGAACAUCCCCUGUUCAUCCGUGGUGGUCGUCGCAUUCAUCACCACGACAUUGCCGUUUUUCGCAUGCAUCAUGAGAUUGGCAGCAAACUUGAAGGAUUUAAAGGUGACCAAAACGACCAAGUACCUGUGAUCUGGAUAACUCCAACUUUAUGUUGA